AUGGCCUCUAACGCUCCCAAUCCUCUCUCAUCGUCAUCCCUACCAUCCCUCAUGAUCUCCGCAAUUCCUCCUGCCCCGUCGGAGUUGGUCAAUUCGAUAGCCAGUGCACCCAUCCCAGGUCCUGCAAGCGCAGGAAAAUCAAACUACAGCAUCACUUCAAACAUUAUUUGCCGUGAUACCUGUGAAAACCGCGUAUCCAGCACUAUCCCUGCCGGUGAGGACCAAUCUCAUCUCCCCGCACAAGUCCCCGCAUCGACUAUCUCAGCCCCGGUCCAGUCGGGAAUCCAAUUCGUCAGCCUUCCGGUUGAGAUCCAUGAGAUUAUUCUAGAUUAUAUCUUUGGCAGAAGAGCGUCGGCUGGUAACCAUACAGCAUAUGGUGAAUCUUCUGCUCAGAACUGGAGCAAGGCUCUUCAUCAUCCGCGGCGGAAGGCCCUCGCCAACCUGGCCUUGACUUGCCGCGUGUGGACUGGACUUGUUCAAUGCCGAAUUUACCGCCAUAUCAGAAUCAAGGGCAGCAGAGAUGAACUGGCCAACUGUGCCCGGUGGUUCACGAGAAACCCCCAUUUGACUCCUUACGUCUGUCACGUUGAGAUUUGGAUGCCUAUCUGGGGAGAUAGGGCUCUUUCGCCUAACAUUUCCCGGUCGAAUGUGGAGCUGCAUGCCGCUCAGCCAGCCGCACGACGUGCAGGACACACGCAGGGGAAUCGUCCUUACCGGCACCAUAAUCAUGGAGAUAAUGUUUUCCAUUAUCAACGUCCAUCCAACAACGCUUCAUUGGAGGAAAUCUUCGGUCUUGGUGGCCACAGCAAGAACUCGCCUAUGAUUCAGCAUUUCCGCCAUAGUCAUGUCAUGUACAGUCUGCAGGCUCUCAUCCAGCGGCGCCUACCUGUUCUUGAACGCAUACAGACAUUUAUCAUGCGUGGUGCCUGGAAUCUGAUGCGACAACUUGAAGACUGGCACAACAUUUCACAGGCGUUGCCAUCCUUGAGCGAGUGGCAUUGUGCCUGGGCGCAACCCCAUCUGAAUGCCUACUUCAUCAUGAUACACAUCUUGAUCCACCCUCCAUUGACAAUCCGCCAUAUAAACCUUAGCCUGGAGGGAUUCUACAACAAGAGUGGUAGUUUGCUAGUUGGCCCUUCUGGGCCUCGAAACUCGCUUCCCCCAAUGUGCAGUCUGCUCGGCGAGGCAGUCCCGCGUUUAGAGUCAUUUACCUACACUGGUCGUGUGUGUUGGUUCUUUUUCGAGACAUUAAAGCAAGGAGCAACAGCAAUGCGUUCUCAUUCUCGGCUCAGGUCACUAGAUCUUGUAGUCAAGGCGUGCUGUCACAAUAAGCAGGUAGACAAACCGCAUCACUGGUCCCAGAUGGGUGCAGGGGUAGGAGGAAUUACCAGCAUUGCGUUCAUUCGUGCCUUCGAGGCAAUGGUGGUCAAGGCAAUCGAGUGUCUAUCCGUGCUCCCUACCCUGGAGUACUUGCGGAUCCGUUUCAUCGAUCUUGACUCGACCUGUCCGCCUCUGAACCCUUAUUUCCAACUUGUCAAUAACGAGUGCACAGGCCUAUGGAGUGAAGACAUCCUGGAAGCUUUGCGCGUUAACCGACCAUCUGCCUCAUUCAUCUCACUUGCAGAUGGAAUAACCGCGGAGUACAAUGACCAGCAGAUUGUGGGCGCUUUGGUACCUCGAGUUCGCCCCCUGGGUAUCCAAGUGAACACUUACAGUCUUCUUGCCGACAGCUCCAACCCUUACUAG
This is a messenger RNA of Penicillium mononematosum, 1746 nucleotides long. RefSeq lists its product as uncharacterized. Bases 1 to 1746 code for a protein of 581 amino acids. The transcript has 3 exons. Lineage: Eukaryota; Fungi; Ascomycota; Eurotiomycetes; Eurotiales; Aspergillaceae. The record is from RefSeq and is a predicted model, not a curated record.